GAGCGAGCGCUGUGAGAAAAGCUUCCUGUUAGUGAUGCGCGUGCAUGUUCAUCUGUGCCUCCUGUAAUAGGCUUUGGCGUGCAGCUUUUAUAGGAAUGUAUAGACGUACUUUUGUGGGCAUUGCAGCAUUGAUUUUUAACAUUGUAUAAAUUAUAGGAGGAACAUAGGAGGCUUUCGGUCUGGGUAGCCUGGGGCGCUGGUGCAUACUGGGCAAGGGGAUUCGCACUCAAAUCGUAAUUGAACAUUUGAACUGGUUGUAUCGCCCUGGAACAUAGUACUCACAUGCUGUUUAAUGGUCCUUCCUUCUGGGCUAUAACGCUGCAUUAUAGAAGCGCCUGGGACCGCACGAUCACGAUCACGCGCGCGCGCGCACGCGGACGCACACACAAAUAGACACACACCGCUCACGGCAGGGUUUGACUAGACGCGAAAUGAGUCGCACACCCCAAUCCUGCGCGGCGUGACACCGCGUUAUCAGCCGGCAUCCCCACUGAUCGCGGCCAUCUGCGGCUUUUUUGGAGCUGAAGGCGCGCGGACGGCGGCAGCCAUGUCGGACCUGGAGCGGAGCAGCUCCGUGUCCAAGAAGACUAUGAUCACCGAGCAUUUCCGAGUACGCAAGAGGAGGGAGAUGCUCCUGGCGCAAGUGUGUGUUGUGUGCGGAGUGCUGCUGGCGGCCUGGUGCAUGUCAGCGCUCCUCAGCAAAACAGGUCAUGGAAUUAUGGUACAGAAGCACCUUGCAGGGCCAAAAGACCAUCUGGGCCGUAGACUAAUGGCCACUGAAGAAGACAAUGAGACCAUAGAGAAGAACUGUUCUGAACCAGGCAUCCAUGAGUUCCCUCAGGAUAUUUUCACAAACUACGAAAGAACACGAGGAGCUGUCUUUCUACACAUAUUUGCUGCUGUCUACAUGUUCCUGGCUCUAGCAAUUGUGUGUGAUGACUACUUUGUUACAUCGCUGGAGAAGAUUUGUGAAAAACUGCAUCUAAGUGAGGAUGUAGCUGGUGCAACAUUUAUGGCUGCUGGAAGCUCAGCUCCUGAGCUUUUUGCCUCCAUCAUUGGUGUGUUCAUCACACAUGGAGAUGUGGGAGUGGGAACGAUCGUGGGCUCAGCUGUCUUCAACAUUCUCUGCAUCAUUGGUGUUUGUGGAAUCUUUGCUGGACAGGUUGUCUUUCUUACCAAGUAUUCUGUGUUUCGGGACUCUAUUUACUACACACUGUCUGUUGUAGCACUUAUAGUGUUCAUCUAUGAUGGGCAGAUUAUGUGGUGGGAGAGUCUGGUGCUCAUGGUCAUGUAUGCUGGCUACAUAAUCAUUAUGAAGUUUAACACCAGUAUUCAGAAUUACUUUUCUGGGCAAGACGAUAAGGGUGUUGUCAACGGUAAUGCAGGGAUCAGUGAGCUGGAGGACGGUAAUACAUAUUAUGAGCAGUAUUGGGAUGAUCCCUCUUGGCCAUUACUCAGCUCAGUAAAACCCAAUAAGAUGUACACUCGUGGCUCAGUUGUGAUGGUGGAUGAAAUGAUGAACUCCAGUCCUCCAAACUACCGCUUUCCAGAGGCCGGCCUCAGAGUCAUGAUCACUAACCAUUUUGGACCUAAAACCCGUCUGCGAAUGGCGAGCCGGCUCAUCAUUAAUGAGCAACAGCGGCUAAUGCAGGCCUCUAAUGGACUAGAAAGCACACUUGUGGCUGAUGGGAGGGCAGAAACGAUGGAGAACGGCUGCGUACCAGAGGACAAAUUAUCAGAGGAUGAGGAUACUGAGCUGUUCUCACCCUUCACCAUGCCUGGGGGCACAAUGAACAGAGUGAAGUUCAUCUUUUCAUGGCCUAUACUGGUGUUACUGUACUUCACCGUGCCGAACUGUGGGAAGCCACGCUGGGAGAAUUUCUUUAUGCUCUCCUUUUUUCUUUCCACUCUGUGGAUCGCUGUCUUCUCCUACUUCAUGGUCUGGAUGGUGACCAUUAUUGGAUACACAUUGGGAAUACCUGAUGUUAUCAUGGGCAUCACUUUUCUUGCAGCCGGCACUAGUGUUCCAGACUGUAUAGCGAGCCUUAUAGUUGCUCGACAAGGCUUAGGAGAUAUGGCUGUCUCCAAUACAAUCGGCAGUAACGUCUUUGAUAUCCUGGUUGGGCUCGGUGUUCCCUGGGGCAUCAUGACGAUGGCUGUCAACUAUGGAUCUGUGGUGAAAAUCAACAGUAGAGGAUUGGUGUAUUCUGUGGUGCUGCUUUUGGGCUCAGUGGCUUUGACUGUCCUGGGGAUCCAUGUCAACAGAUGGAAGCUGGACUCAAAGCUGGGCGUGUAUGUGCUGCUGCUGUAUGCCGUCUUCCUGUGCUUCUCCAUCUUAAUCGAGUACAACAUUUUUACCUUUGUAAAUUUGCCCAUGUGUCAGGAGAUCUGAAAAGUUUUGUUUCCUGAAUCACAUCUAGACUGGACCUACCGCCCACAGACCCUUAUCACAUUUACAGUUACAUUUUUUAUUUUAUUUUUUAUUUACAUUUUAUUGUUGCUGAAAGCCAACAUGUCCCACAUCAUGUGUUUGUUGCAGUCAAAGACAUAACAUUCUGCUGUAUCUGUCCAUGGAGACAAGGGUUCAGUUCUCUGUCCUGGAUUUCAGACAAUUGUAUUUAUAUGUCUUUGGCACUCACUCCGACUGGACUUUCUCACCUUAGCAGCAUAGCAUGUCUAAAUUGGACCUUCAUGGGCUAUGUCUAUAUACACAGGAAAAAGAGGAAUGCUGCAACAGUGCAAUGCAUUAUAUUUACGCUCUCUUUUCUCUGGUCUUCCCUGGAAGAAAAAUUCAAAUGAACCAUGCACUUUAGACAUAUAGGGUGAAGACUCUUGGUCACACUAUGAUUGCAGUAAGGAAAGACCUCAGCUCUAUUCUGCUGUAAUGCAAUAAGGAGCAAUAAAGACAGAAGCAUUGUUAAAUGGCAGUGAUACAUGAGAGAUUUGGGGUUUUGAAGCGGAAAGAGAUUUCUGAUUUUUUUUUUUUGUGAAGGCAGCAGUGCAAUACCGUAGGACUGUGACAGCAACAUGUGUGAACAGAGACAUCACAUGCAGCUCAUCAGUGAGUCCUGUUGUGGAAUCUCCAUUCUUUAUUAAGUAGGAGUUUCUGUCUGCUCAUGGCUUCUGCACAUCAACACAGUCAAGGACUUUAUAAAGUCAGAAAGAACCAGUCAAAUUUAUUCAAACUGGGUGGUGUGAAAGACAAAUAUCAGAAUUUACAGACGAGUUCUCAAACACAGAUAUUACUGUUGCAUUUAUAGUUUAUAUGUAAAUAUGGCAUCUUUUAUUCGAACCAGUGCUUCCUUCCAGGUACAGGGGAGGAGGAGUGGAUGCACAUCCAUGACUGGCAUGGUCACUUUUUUUCUCCUCUUCUUUUCUGGGCCAUUCACUCCAUCUCCCCUUUCUGGCGCUCUGUACUGUUUGUGUGUGAUGCAUAAUUCGAUGCAGCAAACCUCCCUAUAUGGCAGCUACCACUCCAUUCUGCACCAAACCCAAGAGGCUCAGGAGAUCUUAACCUGUGUAAAGGGCAGAUGUGUUUGUGUCUGUGUCUGUCAGUUGUGGAAAUGUCAGGUGUUGUCGUUCAGUGGUGGCGUUGCCGUUAUUCGCGUGGAAAGGCAGGCGUGUGCAGUGUGUCGAUGUUUGCAGUAUAUAAGGACAUAUGCAAUCUCAGUAAGUAAAAAAACUGUAACCAGUAGGCUGUAAAAGGAAGGGCUGGUUAUAUUUGAAUACCCUCGUUGCUCAAGCAUGCAAAUAUCCAUACUCUUCAUUAUUAGUGCUACAAGGAAUGGCACUUUCUUUGUACAUGCUGUGUGCUGUGCAGUACGGUGGUGUGACGUGAUUUAUUUGAAUUUUUUUUUUCAAUAUAAUGUGUUGAAAUUGUUUCAAGCUUUGUUUCAAGUGUUUUGAGGAAGAGAAGGAAUUACAAAAAUAUACUUAUUUGUUGAUUUGCUUCACUUUCUACUAUGGGAUUAAUUGUUUAUGGACAUAUAUGCAAAAAAUGUUCCUAUUUUGUUAUUGAGCCAAUAUUUUGGUCAUUUUAUUGUAACAGCAAGUAGGCUACUAUAUUACAUAUAUUAAUUAAGAAAAAUCAUACCAAAUCACUGUAAAUAAUACAUUUGUACAAUCAAAAUUGAAGUCAAUUGUUCCUGUGGCAUGUCUGUUAUUAUAAGAGUGGUUAUUAUUACUACAUUUUAACAGAAAGAGCAGUAUUUUUGACUCUUAGCUGUAUUUUAUAAACUGUGCACAGCCACCUGAGUGACCAGAUUAGUGUUUUCUUCCUUUCGGGGGUAAUGAUCACUCAGGGGGCGGCUCUGUAUGCACAGGAAACCCCACUGUAUACCUUUUCAGGAAAAAACACUUUGGAGUUGAAUGAAGAUAUUUUACAGUACAUUUAUUUUUCCUGCAUGUUGGUGCACACAUAAAGGACACAUGCACUCACUUUUGUUCACACAUACAUGUGCAAUCUUAUUUCACAGUAGACUGUGACCUGCUGCACUGUGGAGGAAGAAAAGCUGUGCUGGAUCGUUUUCCAAGCCGCUGAAUUUAAAAAGAUUUAAAAGCUUAAAAGAUACUGUAUAACAACAGUGUUUAGCUUGAAUGUAUUGUCUUGCUAUAAAUGGAUGUAUCCAACCAAUGCAUUUUAUUGUGAAGCAAUAAACUAUUCAAAAUAUUAUCAUU
Molecule: messenger RNA, 4677 nt
Organism: Silurus meridionalis
Lineage: Eukaryota; Metazoa; Chordata; Actinopteri; Siluriformes; Siluridae
Gene: slc24a4a
Product: solute carrier family 24 member 4a
Exons: 17
Coding region: 548-2392 (614 amino acids)
Biological process (GO): calcium ion transmembrane transport; intracellular calcium ion homeostasis
Cellular component (GO): membrane
Molecular function (GO): calcium channel activity; calcium, potassium:sodium antiporter activity
Source: RefSeq, a predicted model, not a curated record